Messenger RNA from Pseudoliparis swirei, 1602 nucleotides. It is a transcript of the gene rag2, whose product is annotated as recombination activating gene 2. Bases 1 to 1602 code for a protein of 533 amino acids. Lineage: Eukaryota; Metazoa; Chordata; Actinopteri; Perciformes; Liparidae. The record is from RefSeq and is a predicted model, not a curated record. Gene Ontology annotation, cellular component: nucleus; DNA recombinase complex. Gene Ontology annotation, biological process: V(D)J recombination. Gene Ontology annotation, molecular function: protein binding; sequence-specific DNA binding. The transcript has a single exon.
AUGACCUUGGAACCAUUAACUCCAGUCAACUGUGCAGGCCUUCUACAGCCCGGCUUCAGUCUGCUGGAGCUGGAUGGGGAAGUUCUCCUGUUUGGCCAGAAAGGUUGGCCUAGGCGCUCAUGUCCCACUGGAGUGUUUGCCGUUCGGUUUAAAUGUGGUGAAAUGAAGCUGAGGGCCAUCUCUUUCUCCAAUGACUCGUGUUACCUGCCUCCAUUACGUUUCCCAGCUGUUUGCCGCCUCGACCCCUAUGACGGUCUUCCAGAGAGUUAUCUCAUCCACGGUGGUCGAACCCCAAAUAACGAGAUCUCCUCGAGUCUAUACAUGCUAACCACGGACAGCCGCAGAUGCAAUCGGAAACUGACGCUGUGCUGCAAAGAGAGAGAACUGGUGGGAGAAGUGCCAGGGGCCAGAUACGGCCACACAAUGAGCAUCGUUCAAAGCCGUGGUAAGACAGCUUGUGUUUUGUUCGGUGGUAGAUCCUACAUGCCUUCAGGGGAACGGACCACAGAGAGCUGGAACAGUGUCGUCGACUGUCCUCCUCAGGUGUUCCUGUUUGACUUGGAGUCUGGUUGCUCCUCUGCUCACACUCUCCCUGAGCUCAGCGACGGACAGGCUUUCCAUUUGACCUUUGCCAGAGAAGACUGCGUCUACUUCCUCGGGGGUCACUCCCUCACCUCUGACUCCCGCCCCCCUCGACUAUUCCGUCUACGUGUCGAGCUCCUGCAGGGCAGCCCAUUGCUUUCCUGUGAGACCCUUAAAACUGGCAUAUCCAUCUCUAGUGCCAUAAUCACUCGUACAGGUCGCACUCAUAGAUAUAUCAUAUUAGGUGGGUAUCAGUCCGACUCUCAAAAGAGGAUGGAGUGCAGCACUGUGAUUGUUAAUGAGAAAGGGAUCCACUUUGAGCCCUUACAAUCACUACAGUGGACCCCUGACAUCACCCAUAGCCGCACAUGGUUUGGGAGCAGCGCUGGGGAUGGAAGAGUCCUACUUGCUGUGCCCACUGAGAGAAGGCCAUCCCAGGCGGACAUGCAUUACUUCUAUCAGGUGAGCUUCCAGACAGAAGGAGAAGCCAGAGAGGAAGAAGGAACCCAGGGCUGCAGCCAGGAGUCAUCCGAUUACCACAACUCCAAUCCUCUCGAAGACUCCGAGGAGCUCUACUUCGGUCGUGAGCCGCAUGAGCUGGAGAACAGUGAUGAUGGAAAAGAUGAUAAUUACAAUGAGGAGGAUGAGGAGGACGAAUCACAAACAGGCUACUGGAUGAAAUGCUGCCUGGGCUGUCGGGUGGAUGCCAACACUUGGGAGCCCUACUACUCCACUGAGCUUUACCGGCCAGCCAUGAUCUUCUGCUCCAGAGGGGAGGGGGGGCACUGGGUCCAUGCCCAGUGCAUGGAGCUGUCUGAGACCCUGCUGCUCAGGCUCUCUCAGGGCAACAAAAGGUACUUCUGCCAGGACCACGGAGGCCUUCCCUACCAGGAGAUGACUCCACCUCGACAGGUUGUGCCUCUGAAGCGUACUCCCAUGAAAGUUAAAAACAGAACAACUCCUCCAACAGUUAAGAUGACACCUGCCAAAAAAAGGUUUUUGAGGCGGCUUUUUGACUGA